AUGUCUGAAAAGCAAAAUGAGCAACAUGACCAGCCGCCCGAGGUUCAGCCUCAGCAGGGCACCCAACCUAUUCCACCGGUCCAGGAACGCGAAGGGAAAAGCGUCGAGGACUACGUGGACGAAGAGCGAAAGCUACUGCAGGGAGGAGACACAUACAGUGGACUCAUUGCAUUCAUUGUCAAAAACAUGCUAGUCGCCAUUCUAUCUUGUAUAUCAGUGAUUCUUUGGACGCAAACCCCCAAGUACAAAGCAGUAGAGAAGAGUCUCAUUCAAGUCACACAUAUCCUCCUUUCCAUAUAA
Messenger RNA from Aspergillus fumigatus Af293, 300 nucleotides. RefSeq lists its product as uncharacterized. The record is from RefSeq and is a predicted model, not a curated record. The coding region runs from base 1 to 300 and encodes 99 amino acids. Lineage: Eukaryota; Fungi; Ascomycota; Eurotiomycetes; Eurotiales; Aspergillaceae. The transcript is spliced from 3 exons.